Naegleria fowleri is the source of this 1548-nucleotide messenger RNA. RefSeq lists its product as uncharacterized. NCBI's taxonomy places the organism in Eukaryota, Heterolobosea, Eutetramitea, Acrasida, Naegleriidae. The transcript has a single exon. Gene Ontology annotation, molecular function: transcription coactivator activity. The record is from RefSeq and is a predicted model, not a curated record. Gene Ontology annotation, cellular component: nucleus. Gene Ontology annotation, biological process: positive regulation of DNA-templated transcription. Bases 1 to 1548 code for a protein of 515 amino acids.
AUGUCCAACAACAAGAAAACAGAGAAUGGAGAGUUUCCUUCAUUGCCCCAACAAGACAGGUCAUUCAAACAAAUUGGCGAUGCCAUUGGGCAUAUUCCUGUAAAAUUUGCAAAGAAAAAGGGAGGAGGAACAUCGGGCCAACAAUUCCACAGCCACAAGCCUUCCGCUCAACAUUCUCAACCACAAUCACAAAGAAAUGAUCUUUCCGAUAAAGCCUAUGAAAAUUUAAGUCGUAUUAACAAAAAAUUUGAAUUUGCAGAUUUGUUGAAGAACAAUAGAGUUCUUACAAACUGUACUUGUUGUGGAAAAAUUAUCACAGCAGAAGGCUUCGGACCUUGUCCUUUUUGUCAAACAAAUAUUACACCAGAAGCUGUUACACAAUAUUAUAAUUCAGCCGAUGAUUUCAAUCUUUCUAAAAACAAGAAGGAAAACGAAGAUUAUUUAAAAGCAUUAGAAUUGCGAAAUCGAUUGUUACGAUGGGAUGAAAAUUAUUCUCAAACAACAGCAGUCAUUGAUGAGCAAGCUGCUGAAUAUGGUAAUUCAUCGACAUCAAAAGACAUUUGGCUUUCUGACUCAGAAAAAAAGCAACGUGAGAAAAUUGAAGAAAGGAUUAAAGAGUUGAAGGAACAAUUGAAAAAUAGAAGCGGUCCUCUCAGAUACACUUUUGAUUUUGCUGGAAAAAGAAUUCUUUUGGAUGAAUCUCAUCAAAUUGAAACUCAAAAGGAAAUUGAUAGGUUAAUGGAAAGCCUCAAAGUGACAAUCCCCAAGAGCAAUAUUUCACAAACAGAAAAUAUAAACGUUAUAACGAGAGAAGGAUCAUCCGUAGGAACUCAAAGAUCUGCAUUAUUGGACGUCACUAAACUUAAAUAUAUCGAAUCGAAGGAAAAGAAGAACAAACCAAACGUUCUCUCAGUCAACGAAGGCAAAUCUGGUGGAGUUGUACAAAACCAAUAUUACAUUGAAGAUGACGAACCAGCAUGUGAUAUUUCUUCUGAUAGCAUCACAUGUGGUGGUGGAGUAUCAGACACGAUUGAUGGUUUUGAACCUAUCAUUCAAUACUGUGAACCAAUUAGCACACAUGAGGAUGAUCAAGGUUUUUGUCUUUCCAUGCAUCAACCUUGGUGUUCAUUACUUGUUUAUGGUAUUAAAAGACAUGAAGGAAGAUCAUGGAAUACAUCUCAUCGAGGAAGGUUGUGGAUUGCAAGUACUGCUGAGAAGCCAACUGAUGAAAGCAUUCAAGAACUUGAAACUUACUACAAGACCACCUUUAACAGAACACAGGGUUAUCCCAAACACUAUCCAACAAGUGUGAUUGUUGGUUGCGUGGAUGUUAUUGAUUGCGUGUCGAGUGAGGAGUAUCGAGAAAAGUUUCCAAGUGAGGAACAAGAAUCUGAUUCUGAUUAUGUCUUUAUUUGUGCCAAUCCGCGCAGACUCUUUCUUCCUUAUCCAAUCUCAGGAAAGCCCAAGAUUUACAAGUUGACCAAGGAACAAUUAGAAGCUUGUCAACUCGGUCUUAAACCUUUGCCUCCGUCGACUUUCCAUCAAUAA